Molecule: messenger RNA, 762 nt
Organism: Uranotaenia lowii
Lineage: Eukaryota; Metazoa; Arthropoda; Insecta; Diptera; Culicidae
Exons: 4
Coding region: 1-738 (245 amino acids)
Source: RefSeq, a predicted model, not a curated record
AUGAAAGUGUUAGAGCUCAAUCGAGUAAUCGCGCUGCUGCUGCCGAUCGUUUUUUUGACGACAGUUUUUUCGAGCUUUCGAUCAAUUUCAUGUCAGGAGGAUAAUGACCAUCAACCGGCUCUGGACCCGAUGGAUUUUUCCUACCAAACGCUGUGGCAGUUCGCCAAAUCGGAGUGUGAAAAGCGCGGCUUUAACGCCUCGAUCAUCACCAGAUCUUGGAUCGAUGUACGCCGUUGCUUCCGGAAGAGCAUUGACGUCGUUCAGUUCAAUACCGAUUCCAUCCGGCUGAAUGUGGACAACCAGCAGGCGGUUCUGGAGAAACAUUGUCCAAAUUUGAUGCAAGCCACGAGUUGUUUUGGUCCGUUUAUGAUCACGAUCAGAGACUGCGUCCCGGAUGAGAACUAUGAAAUCUUUGAGGCCCUCCAGCAGUGGAUCACCGGAGUGCUAGAAUAUAUUUGCGAAGACAAUGGAAAGAAUAUCGUAUACGAUCGAGUUAAGCACGAAAAUUGUACCAAGGAAUUGAACAACUACAUUUUUAUGUGUGCUAUGGAAAAUAUUAUGCGAAAGCAAUACGAUGACCGUAAAUCGUUCAAUCAAGAGGAUUGCAGUAUGAUCGUUCGCACUAAAAAUUGCCUUGUGAACAAACUAGCCGAAUGCUCGGUGUUUAAAGCUGCCGCUGAACUGUUCUACGAAAAUUUCGUUAAGAUAACAUCCUGUAUCAAUCAGGAAAAUUUUUAGCGACAGGACUACUUUCACAUAAUA